GGGGCUGGAUGCGCAGCGGGGAGCGCCGGGCUCUCCCGGAAGUCUCCCUGGACGGAAGUGGAAACGGAAACCUUUUUAGGGAGUCCAAGGUACCGUCGCCGCGUGCGGAGCUUGUUACUGGUUACUUGGCCUCAUGGCGGUCCGAGCGUCGUUCGAGAACAACUGUGAGAUCGGCUGCUUUGCUAAGCUCACCAACACCUACUGUCUGGUGGCGAUCGGAGGCUCAGAGAACUUCUACAGUGUGUUCGAGGGCGAGCUCUCCGAUACCAUCCCCGUGGUCCACGCGUCUAUCGCCGGCUGCCGCAUCAUCGGGCGCAUGUGUGUGGGGAACAGGCACGGUCUCCUGGUACCCAACAAUACCACCGACCAGGAGCUGCAACACAUUCGCAACAGCCUGCCAGACACAGUGCAGAUUAGGCGGGUGGAGGAGCGGCUCUCAGCCUUGGGCAAUGUCACCACCUGCAAUGACUACGUGGCCUUGGUCCACCCAGACUUGGACAGGGAGACAGAAGAAAUUCUGGCAGAUGUGCUCAAGGUGGAAGUCUUCAGACAGACAGUGGCCGACCAGGUGCUAGUAGGAAGCUACUGUGUCUUCAGCAAUCAGGGAGGGCUGGUGCAUCCCAAGACUUCAAUUGAAGACCAGGAUGAGCUGUCCUCUCUUCUUCAAGUCCCCCUUGUGGCGGGGACUGUGAACCGAGGCAGUGAGGUGAUUGCCGCUGGGAUGGUGGUGAAUGACUGGUGUGCCUUCUGUGGCCUGGACACAACCAGCACAGAGCUGUCAGUGGUGGAGAGUGUCUUCAAGCUGAAUGAAGCCCAGCCUAGCACCAUUGCCACCAGCAUGCGGGAUUCCCUCAUUGACAGCCUCACCUGAGUCACCUUCCAAGUUGUUCCAUGGGCUCCUGGCUCUGGACUGUGGCCAACCUUCUCCACAUUCCGCCCAAUCUGUACCGGAUGCUGGCAAGGAGGUGGCAGAGAGCUCACUGGGACUGAGGGGCUGGGCACCCAACCCUUUUCCACCUGUGCUUAUCGCCUGGAUCUAUCAUUACUGCAAAAACCUGCUCUGUUGUGCUGGCUGGCAGGCCCUGUGGCUGCUGGCUGAGGGUUCUGCUGUCCUGUGCCACCCCAUUAAAGUGCAGUUCCCUCCGG
Molecule: messenger RNA, 1146 nt
Organism: Gorilla gorilla gorilla (western lowland gorilla)
Lineage: Eukaryota; Metazoa; Chordata; Mammalia; Primates; Hominidae
Gene: EIF6
Product: eukaryotic translation initiation factor 6
Exons: 7
Coding region: 134-871 (245 amino acids)
Biological process (GO): cytosolic ribosome assembly
Molecular function (GO): ribosome binding
Source: RefSeq, a predicted model, not a curated record